UGUUUUGGGGAGGGGAUGGGUGGUCCUUGUUCACCUUAAAAGCAGGUGAUCCUGAGGACUGCAGGUAUCCUCACAGUUUACCUGAUCUGAGUGUCAUCUCCCUCUUACCAGCAGCAAUAUGUCUAAAACGAGAGAUUACAGCAGCCAGUCCUACACUCCCGGGAGCAAGCCGGCCAAAAGCACCGCGAGCAACAAGAUCGACACGUCGGGCAAAUCCAGAGAGAAGGAUGACAUGGUGGGACUCAACGACAAGUUCGUCAGGCUGAUCGAAAAGAAAAAGAACUUGGAGGAUCAGAACAAAAAGCUUAACACAAAACUGAAGAUCCUCAUGGAGAAGGAGGACUACAGUGGAAAAAUUAAUGUAAUCGUCAAGCAGUUGGAAAACGAGAUGGAGCAGCAGAUCGAGAACUUGCUCAACGACCAAGAAAAACUGAAGGCUGAGCUGCUCAUGAACCAGGAAGAUGUUGACGACACCAAGAAGAGUUGUGAAGUUGAGUUUGUAAAAAAAGCUGAUCUGGAGAACGAGUUUAUCAUCAAGAAAAAGGAAGUAGAUGAGGGCCACUUGGAUGCAGUAGAUCUGGCUUUGGAGCUGGAAGACCUGAUGAGAAAACUGGACUUCCUCAGGAUUGGCUAUGAUGAGGAGAUCAAGGAGAUGGAGUCGCAGGUCCAGAACGAGUCAGUGGUCUUACGCGAAAACAGCAAACGAUCCCUGGAUAUGGACGAAAUCAUUAAUGGUGUCAAGAAUCAGUAUGCAGAUCUGGCCUCCCGCGGCAGGGACGAAGCAGAGCAGUGGAAUCAGAAAAAGAUGGAUGCGCUGGUCCUAAAUGCAGGAGAGCGUGAGCAGGAAGUGCGUGAUUUAAGGAGGGAUAUCGCUGACCUGGUGCGCAUCAUCCAGAGGCUCAACGGGGACCUGGAGGCUCUCAUAAGAAAGGAAGAGUCCCUGAAGAGCCACAUCACUGAGUUGAAGCAAGAUGGCAACGCAAACUUAGAGAAGGCUCGGGAGGACAUCGCCAGUCUGGAGGAGGCCUCUAGGCGGGUCAGACAGGAUUUGGCGGGUCAGAUCCGAGAACACCAAGAGCUGAUGAACCUCAAGCUGGCUCUGGACAUCGAGAUCGCCACCUACAGCAAGCUGCUGGAGGGCGAGGAGCAGAGAAUGAGUAACCUCAUGCGUCGCCCAGAUUUUCCCCUGCCAUCGAAGAAACACCUUCCAGAGAAACCACGAGCCCCAGAACCCUCCGAGGUCCAGAGAGAAACUGCUAUCCCAGGCUCGAAGAAACGCCUGCUGAUCCAGGUGGAGGUGGAGGCCGGAAAAGUGGUGUCCGAAAGCUCCCAUUACUCUGAAGAUUGACCGGCACUGUCCAUCACACAGUCUCUGUCCGCAAAAUGUGAAUCAAAGAAAUUCAAAUCACUGUGAACUUCUCUUUAAAUCCAAUACUUUAUCUUUACGCUCUGUGUGCAAAAGCUUCUUGGAAGGUUGAUCGUUUUUUCCUAGAAUCCGUGCUUGUUUGAGAUGUUUUCGUUUAUGUCCAGUGGCAGUGUUUUAAAAAAUGGUUUCUUAUCUUUGUUCGCCUUUGCAAAGGUUCUUUUUGUGUAUUUUUCAGCUUUAUUCAGUUGUUUCUCUCCUAACUUUGUGAGCAAAAAUAAGAUUGUGUAUUUGUGAUAAAGAAACUACGGUGGCCCUGAAGUGCAAGUCAAAACAGCA
Messenger RNA from Trematomus bernacchii (emerald rockcod), 1702 nucleotides. RefSeq names its product intermediate filament protein ON3-like. The record is from RefSeq and is a predicted model, not a curated record. NCBI's taxonomy places the organism in Eukaryota, Metazoa, Chordata, Actinopteri, Perciformes, Nototheniidae. The transcript has 9 exons. The coding region runs from base 119 to 1348 and encodes 409 amino acids.